AUGUUCAGGGGUGAGACUCUAGAGCUGGGUCAUGUUCAGCGAAACGACAUGGGUGCCUAUUACUGCAUCGCAAGUAACGGCAUCCCACCGACAGUCAGCCGGCGUUACCACGUAGAAGUGCACUUCAUACCCCAAGUGAAGGUGACAAAUCAGCUAGUUGGCGCUCCCCUCGGCAGUGAUGUUGAGCUCCAGUGCUACAUCGAAGCCUCGCCCAAGGCUAUGAAUUCCUGGUACAGGGAAGACGGUAACUCACUAUUAAGCGACAAAUUGUCAGAGGAUCCGAAGCUACGUGUAUCAGAAACGGUAAUGAACGAGUAUUCGCUGUGGAUAAACUUGACGAUAAAGUCCCUCGCGCUCGGAGACUACGGAACUUAUGUAUGCGCCUCUGUCAAUGCGCUUGGAAAGAUGGAGAGCCAAGUUAGUUUGCAUAAAUUAGAGUUGAACAUGAACGGGUUUGGGGCUGAAGAACCAAUGGUGUCAGGUGCGGCAUGGCAGCGCGCCCGCAACCUUCCAGCGCGCGCUCGACCUGCGGCUUCUCACGCGCAGUACUGCCUCACACAACACCUACCGCCGCAGCUCUACGCUCUUCUCCUUACUGUCAUACGAUACAUACAUACCUUCUAA
Messenger RNA from Arctia plantaginis, 624 nucleotides. The record is from the annotation of a GenBank genome assembly. NCBI's taxonomy places the organism in Eukaryota, Metazoa, Arthropoda, Insecta, Lepidoptera, Erebidae.